Molecule: messenger RNA, 4896 nt
Organism: Lagenorhynchus albirostris (white-beaked dolphin)
Lineage: Eukaryota; Metazoa; Chordata; Mammalia; Artiodactyla; Delphinidae
Gene: CFDP1
Product: craniofacial development protein 1
Exons: 7
Coding region: 138-1037 (299 amino acids)
Source: RefSeq, a predicted model, not a curated record
UCUUUGCGCCUGUGCACAAGCUGCGGGGGCCGCCCGAGCUACCGCCGCCCCUGCAGCAGCUCUAUCUAUGGUCUCUCACUAGAGCUUUGCCGUUGUGGGUAGCUGCUGCGGCUGUGUUCGCCCCGCGCGGCAGUGACAUGGAGGAAUUCGAUUCCGAAGACUUCUCCACCUCGGAGGAGGACGAAGACUACGUGCCAUCUGGUGGAGAGUAUAGUGAAGAUGAUGUAAAUGAAUUAGUGAAGGAAGAUGAAGUGGAUGGUGAAGAGCAGACACAGAAAACCAAAGAGAAAAAAAGAAAGUCUCAGAGCAUUCCGGCCAGGAAGAGAAAACAAGGUGGCCUCUCAUUAGAAGAAGAGGACGAGGAGGAUGCCAAUGAGGAAUCUGGAGGAAGUAGUAGUGAGGAGGAAGAUGGAGCUGCAGAGCCAGAAAAAGGCAUUGAGUCAGAGGAUGCAAAGAAAAAGAAGGAAGAUGAACUAUGGGCCAGCUUCCUCAAUGACGUAGGACCACAAUCAAAAGUGCCUCUGCGUACACAAGUUAAAAGAAGAGAGGAAGCUGAAGAGACAAGUUCAAGUAAAUUGUUGGUCAAAGCAGAAGAGCUAGAGAAACCUAAAGAAACAGAAAAAGUUAAAAUUACCAAGGUGUUUGAUUUUGCUGGUGAAGAAGUCAGGGUGACUAAGGAAGUGGAUGCUACAUCUAAAGAAGCCAAAUCCUUCUUCAAGCAAAAUGAGAAAGAAAAACCCCAGGCUAAUGUCCCUUCAGCUCUGCCAUCACUUCCUGCCGGAUCAGGGUUAAAAAGAUCGAGUGGCAUGAGCAGCCUUCUGGGGAAAAUAGGAGCCAAGAAGCAGAAGAUGAGCACCCUAGAGAAGUCCAAGCUGGACUGGGAGAGCUUCAAGGAGGAGGAGGGCAUUGGCGAAGAACUAGCCAUCCACAAUCGGGGAAAGGAGGGGUACAUUGAACGGAAAGCUUUUCUAGACCGAGUGGAUCACAGGCAGUUUGAAAUCGAGCGAGAUCUCAGGCUGAGCAAAAUGAAACCCUGAUGUGAUGAGGAACCUACAGCAGCUUAAUCCUGUUUACAACGUGAGCUUUUUGUGCGUCUUUGAAAUGUUUCCCGUGUUUCCCAUUGACUGUUUCCCAGCAAGGUCUUUUUUUCUACAUUGAAUUUCUGUCUUUGUAUCUUGAUCUCAUGUGAUUUCAUUCAUUUUACUUUUAAUAGUUUGUCUUUUAAAAAAUAAAAAUAAAAAAGUACAGGUUGGUCCUGUGAGAGGCUGGUGAAGAUGACAGCACUCACCUUUCCUUUGUUCUGCUACAAAGUCCACCAGGCCAAGCCAGCACCUCCCAGGCCUGUCCUGGCCACCAUGGUGGAGAGAGUGACCAGCCUGCACACACGUGAACCCCCAGAGGCUGUAGGGCUCCCUGUGAAGAGGCUCGCCAGUGUUGGUGGAACACCAAGUCCCCGGGCAGCUCUGUUCUCAGUUCCACUCCUGCUUCUCUCCUGAUCUCUUUCUCUCUCCUGAAUGGGAUUCCUAUUUGCUGGUAUAAUGUGAGGCUGAAAAUAAGGAUACACUAUUACUGCAUUAGGGACUUUUCUUUUCCUUCAGCCAUUUUCAUGUUCUCAAAGUCAACUUCACGUGUGCUCUCACCUCAGUAAUGCUUUAAUUUUUGGUUUGUCAAAGAAGACUCCAAAGGACUUUUUUUUUUUAACUCUUUAGGAAAAUUUAAAUUCCAAACUUCAUAUUAAUAAAGCAGUAAACAGGACAUCCUGCCCCUGUGGGCUGGUGGUGGGGAUGUCCUGAGUAACACGGACAGGUUUGGGGGAGGUAGGGUUCCAAAGACUGGAAUUCAGAAUCCUGCCUGGACAUCUACCAGCUCUGUGACCUUGAGCACAGUUCAGCUUUCUGAACCUUCAUUUUCUGGUCUGUAAGUGGCCUGAGUAAUACCAGAACCUCACAGGGUCGAGAUGAGCCAGUGACAUGUGCAGGGAACAUGCACAGGUCUCCCCCUCCAGUCCUCUAAUAUGUGGGCAGAACCUCAUGCAACCAAGACCUGAUUGUCAGCCCUGCAUGGCCGUGAGGUUAUGACCCUCAUUACUCACUGAGGCCAGGUCGGGCUGAUUAAGGUGUGUGCAUCUUCAGUUGAGAAUCAUCUUUUCUGUCAGAGUCUUCUUUGAACCAUAGCCCACAGUUUUUAAGAACAGGUGGAUAAUAUUUUAUCUAGCUCUUCACAUCCACAUUUAGUGAAAACUAAUCUGCCUGACUCCCAAAGGAAGUGACAUCUCUUUAUCUAGGAGUCGGGAAUUGCCAAGGAAAAUGUUUGCAGGAAGUGGGGGCCUGAGUCAGCGCCGGGAGGCAGCUCGGUAGCCCUUUGCCGGGCACCGUGCGCCUCCCUUGUCCGUGGCAUGGAUGACUGAGGAGGGCAGCCAAGGAUACUUCCUGCUGGUCUGUGGAGUCCAGAGAAUCCCUGAGAGAUGAGUUUCCUGGCCUUGCUCCUGCCAUCAGUCUUUGUCUUCUUGUCCCAGAUAAACGCAUCACAUUUCCAGAGCAUCUGUUACCUUCCCAUUACUGAAAAAAACUGCCCUAUAACAGCAUAAGGUCAAAGAAUAAAAACAGCCUUCUCUAUGUGUUCUGUUCACCUAUUUCCCAAGGAACACAGUCCUCUAAUUAGGAGCGCUGCAUGAGGUCCCUAGGGGAGAAAGGCCGCAUUAAGAGCUAAGUCUUGAGUGAGGCGUGCGCCACUGGGGCUGAGGAGGGGAACAGGACUAGGAGCCCAGGGCCCGAUUUCAUGAGAACUGACAGGUCCAGCAGGCCAGCUGGUAGCUGCUGCUGCAGGAGGGUGCAGAAAACCUCCCUAGAGAAGAGUGGCGUGAUGGUGCUGCUGAUAGCCAGGCAGGGACCAGGAAGGCCAGGUGACAGGGCUCUCCAGGUGCUGUGCUGCCUCUUGGCCUCAGCAGGACAGAGGAGGUGUGUGCGGCGUGGCUCUCUGGAGUGCGUCUUCUUCUGGUAUUUGGUAUCAGUCUUUAGCCAGAACUGGAAUUACUCAGGCAUGUUGGGUAAGAGUCCAUGACUCUUUUUUUUUUUUAAUUACCAAAAAACCAGUAAACAGAUAGGAAUUGGUGUAAGAUGGCGGACUCCUGGGGAAGGAUUCAGAAGCUCUUAGCUUCAUCAAUAAAUGAUGCAGUGGUUCCAUGUGCCUGGUGCUUCCUCACAAGUUAUCUGACCAGAAGAGGAAACUUGCCUGAGGUCAGACUGCGAAACUGCCAGCGGUCACACCUGUGUCUUAUGCCUAGAGGACAGAAGGCGGGGGGCCCUGCCGGCGAGAUGAAACAGCCUCUCUUCGCCUUCUGGAUCCCAGCUCCUAGUUGGAGGAUUCACGUUGGAGAGGAAAGAUUUGAGUGCGAGGGGACAGAGCAGCCGAAGAUGAAGCGAUGCUUCCAGUUGAGGAGAAUGGCAGCUGGCGCACGCCGGUGCCACAAGCUUGUGUCAGAAGUACACCAGAGGCUUGGGCACACUGGCUUCAGCUUCCAGUCCUUUGUGCCGUGGGGCGGCGUCUGAACCUCUCUGUGGGGAAGAGUGUGCUGCCUCACCUAGACACACUCGGGCCUUGGGCAGACAAGCCGGUGGGGAGGCAUAAGCCCUGCCCCAGAACCAAGUUUCUGUGCUACACGGUGUAGGCAGUGUUGCCCUCUCCUCUUUGGGAUGCUGCCUGGUUUCAGCGAGUGAGGGGAGGAGGGGCUGGUGCCCAGGUGACAGUACCUCGGAGAGUCGGGGUAUCUUAAAUGCCAUCCCACUGCACCUCCUUCCUUGGGCACACAGGUGUACCCAGGGUUCCUGCUUCAGGCCUUCCUGCGAAGUCUUUCCUUUUUUUCUGCAGCUUUUUUUUCAUGCCCUCUUAAGGCAACUUAGAUCCAACAGGACCACCAGAUGCAAUCUUUGUGCACACGAAGUUGACCACAGAGGGAGAGUGGGCUGUGGAAGUCUGGAAGAUUCCACCCUGGUUCCCUGCGGCCUGGACUUGCCCAGUCCCCAGAGACUCUCCUUUCCAGAGCCCCUCUCCAUGGUCUGCCGGUGAGCUUUCAUUGUUGUACCCUCAGAAAGCUGAUGGUGUAGACAGAUCUCCGCUCAGGUAAGGGACAAGGUGGCUGUGUCAGGGAGGGAAGGGAGAAAUGUAACAUGAGGAGAACACUGGCAACAUCUUACAGUGGGUUUGGCGUCCUGCCUCUAACCUUAGAUUGUAGCCCUGCCAUCCGGGUUGAGUCCCUCCCUCUGUGUCUCAGAUUCCUUGUCUUCAAAAGGUUUCUGAGAAUGCUUAAUAAUCCUGCUCUGCCUACCUCACAGUAUUUUGUUAAAUGAAAUACAUUAUCCAAGUGUUAAGUUACUCUAAUUAAAUUGCACACUAAAGGCUCCCAGCUCCCCAAGACAGCCAGGCUUCUGUGAGUAUAAAUUAGCACCGCCUUGAAGAACACUUUGGCGAUGUCUCAUGAAUCUGGAGCUGCACUCGGCCUGUGACACAGCAGCUCUGCUCUUGGCUUGACAUCCUAGAGAAGCACCAGCAUGUGCACAAGGAGGCAGGCUCAUUGGUGAUAGUAAAAACCUGGAAACCACCCAGUGCCCAUCAGGAGAAGGGGCCAAUUGUGAAAUAGCCACACAGUGGAGUACAGUACAGCAGUGAAACGACUGGGCCAGGGCUACAUGCCUCAACACAGAUGAACCUCUUAAGCAGCAUUGAUGCAAGACACCUAACGUACAGUCCCAGUUAUACAAGUUCAAAAGCAUGCGAACGUAGAGGUGAUGGUUGCCCAACAUUGUGAAUGCAGUAAAUGCCACUGAAUUGUACACUUUAAAAUGGUUAAUUUUAUGUUAUGUGAAUUUCACCUCAAUAAAAUUUUUAAAACAUGAGAAA